ACAUGAAUGUGCAUAUGCACGUAGUAGUUGGGGUACGUACAUACACAUAUAUACACACACACAUGUACCCGGAUCCAUCUGCUACCAGCCUCGUUCUCUGCUGCUGCCCUGCAUUGACUGUCUUCUGUAACAAGAGUCUGGUGUAGAUGGGUGGUACCGGUAUGUCCAUCUAUCCAUCUGAGAAAGGCCUUUGCCAAACACGAACAAUCAUUUACUCGGUCUAUUGUAUCCAAGUAAGUAAUCCACCACUGUCAUCCGUCUCUCCCUUUGUGCAGCCUCCUCUCCACUCGCACCAACAACCCAUGGCGAGCGAGCCACAGGCGGCGGCUACAGGGAAACUCACCCCAACCACCCGGCCAAUCACGCGCCAGAUGAGCUCCACCUCCACUCUACAGAUCCUUGACAUCCUUGACCCUCCACCAUCUCGUCCUCUUGGCCGCCCACUCACGGCCUGCUUGCUUCCUUUCCUUCGCCUCCGUCUUCGCACUCGACUCAGUUGCUGCAAAGUCUGUCUAGUACAGCUUCUUUGUAUGUUGAACCAGUGUUGUCAUGUGUAGCCGUGAUUUGCUUCGGUAUUCCAUCAUGUUUGUCUUCUCCGAAGCCCAAUCCUUCCAAAUGACAUCGAGAUGAGACCUGCCUUACUAACGGAUACUUGGAAACUCAUCCGACAUAUUUCCUGAUCAAACCCUUCCUUGCUUGUAGUCACAGACGCAUGUAACUUCUGCGAUGCGAUUCUUCUAUCCGAGUUCAAGGACAUAAUCUGUUAAUUGGCAGUCUUGGACGCAUCCGUUUGACACGCGAACGAAGGUACAAUGUGGUGGAUGGAAGGCCAUCGGCUGAAUGAGGCUUAGCGUCAGCAAUGACUAGCGUUGGCCCGCGCAAGGGUGUGGUGUUUACUUUUGCCCGGCACCCAAACAGUGGAUCAACACAACAGAAACCACCACCACCUCCUCCUCCAUCAACAAGCCCACGGCGCCGCACAACCGUCAACCCGUCGAUUCCGCGGCGUGAGCAGCAUGCUCAUGUGAGAUUUAUACUUGUUGUUGACACAAUUGUAUCCAUUACUCUCGACAUGGAUUCCUCCACCGAAAAUCAGGUCACUUCGAAGCCUACCGGCUUGCGGCCACCGACCAAGAUACAGCUGCCAUCCUCCCCCGUUCUGUCGCGCUCCAACGGCUUGACUGAGAUGACGGCAGCUGCUGCCAAUUCUCGCAGCGCAAUGGCUCCACCGCCGCUCAACGCCGCUACCAAACACAAACCAUCAAAUUUGCCUGAGCCUGAUGCGAAACAACGAAAGACGCUCGCGGAACGUGCCGGCGAACCUCACAACUCCAAGAUUGCCGCUCCCUCCAGCUCAAGGCAAGCCUACACAAAUGGCAGACAGGGCAGUGCGAACGGCGCGAACGGGUUUUCGGCUUCCAUGUCCCGCGUACCUUCGAACAGGGCUCCCAAACACAAUCCUGGUAAAUCUUUGGGCAACAGCGUAGGUCAUCAUGGGUCACGGGCACCCAGUGCGCAUAACAACUACGGAGGAGCGCGACCCAAGUCCUCAUACAGCAACCAUCAGCGCAGCAAAUCGCACCACCAGUCCUACCGCCCUGCAACGUCCAUGACACAUCAUGCUCAAAAUGAUGAGCCUGAACGCAAAGUUUACGAUGACGCCAGGGUCUCAUCCCUCGAAGCACAAUUCCAAGCCUUGAGAGAGCAAAUGGAGACAGAUGUGAGCAAGCAGGGCAAUUUAAAAGAGUCGAUCAAACUAUAUGAAACGAAAAAUGCUGAACUGGAGGCAACCUGCACACAAUACCGCACGGCCCUGGACGAGCACAAAACCGACAUACGAGAUCUCAGAGGUUUGGUGUCAACCGCUAAUAUGGAACUGGAAGCAUUGCGACGAAGCCAUUCCUUUGAAGUUGACGAUCUUCGGAGAAAACACCGCAGUGAAGUGGAGGAUCUGGAAGACCGGAAUCGCAAAAUCACUGAGCGCUCACGACGCGACAACGACGAGGAAGUGCGGAAAGUUCAACGAGAGCUUGAACUUGAAGCUGAGAGGACUUUGAAAGCACAUUCUGAACAGCUUGCAGAAAUGGAAAAAAGAUUGAAGACUGAGCUGGAAGAAGAACGCGCCAAAAGAUUACAAGAGGCACAAGAAUUCCAAGCCGAGUUCGUAGCCAAGCUUCGGGAUGCUGGUGUGGAAGCUGAUGCGAAGAACCGCGAAGCGCAGCUUUUGCAAGGAGAACUGACCAAUGUCAAAGCCGAAUUGGAUCGCGAACGGACUCUGAAGAAUGGCCUUCAAGCACAGCUUACCGAAAGCGCCACGCUUACCCUGACUUUGGAGGCUUCCAACAAAGCGAUGAAGGAAAAGAUUCAUUUUCUAGAGUCUGACAGCCAGGCCCAGUCCACCGAAUUCAACAAUCUUCACGCGCGAAUGCAAAAAGCCAUUGAGGAAGCCGAGCUCGCCAAUGAAAAGCUCCGACAGGAAGAGACUUUGCGGAGAAAGCUUCACAAUCAAGUCCAAGAGCUCAAAGGCAAUAUCCGCGUUAUGUGCAGAGUCCGCCCUAAGCACGACGCAGAGACCGAUCCGGCAAAGAUUGAAUUCCCGGAUUCGGAUGCAGACAGCAAAGAAGUGGCCGUCAAAGGACCAGAAAAAACCAGUGCUAUGGGCAAUGUCACAACGCAAAUGUACUCGUACGCUUUUGACCGAGUCUUCAGUCCCGCUAGUCAAAAUUCAGAGGUCUUUGAGGAAAUCAGCCAACUAGUGCAAAGCGCAUUGGAUGGCUACAAUGUCUGUAUAUUCUGUUACGGGCAAACAGGCUCGGGGAAGACAUUCACCAUGUCUUCGCAGGAUGGGAUGAUACCGCGUGCCACGGCCCAAAUAUACAGCGAAGCCCAACGCCUCGAGGCGAAGGGGUGGCGGUACCAAAUGGAAGGAUCGUUUGUCGAGGUCUACAAUGAAACGUACAACGACCUGCUGGGCCGUUCCGAGGACCUUGAUAAGAAGAAGAUUGAAGUGCGGCACGACACGGCGAAGAAACAGACUGUGCUUGAGAACGCAGUAUCCGUCCCACUUGACGGCCCAGAUCGAGUGGAGGAAAUCCUCUCUAGGGCUGACAAAAACAGGACAGUGGCGGCCACCAAAGCAAACAUGCGUUCAUCACGCUCACACUCUGUUUUCAUUCUCAAACUCCGUGGUGAGAAUAGCAUUACAGGUGAAAAGAGCGAGGGUACACUGAACUUGGUUGAUCUUGCUGGCUCCGAGCGAUUGGAGCACAGCAAAGCCGAAGGUGCGCGCUUGAAAGAGACGCAAAACAUUAACAAGUCGUUGAGUUGCUUGGGCGAUGUCAUCAACGCGCUAGGUUCGGCAAAGGAAGGCACACAUAUCCCCUACAGAAAUUCCAAGCUGACCUACCUCCUUCAAUACUCGCUAGGCGGGAACUCUAAGACGCUUAUGUUUGUCAUGGUCUCACCGCUUCAGGCGCAUCUCCAGGAGACGGUCACGUCACUCAAGUUUGCAACCAAGGUGCACAACACACACAUUGGCACCGCCAAAAAGCAAACCAAGACGUGAGGCGCAAGGGAAAGGUUGCUUGCAAUUGAUUUUCAAUUCUUAUCGGUCUGCUUUCUUUCUUGGAGCGUGGCGUUUCUGGGAUGCUUCGCCCAACGCUCCAUCUGGAAUCGCAGGUCCCUGUUGUUGUUGUUGUUGUUGUUGUUGUUGUUGUUGUUGUUGUUGUUGUUGUUGUUGUUGUUGUUGUUGGGUCAAGACGGUUUUCUUGGAACGUGGGACAGGGUGUGGCGUUCGUCGUUGUGCAUGUGCGUGUUUGCAUCAUUCCUUCAUGCUGGCGGCCGUGUGAAGUGCUCAGGUCCGACUAGGUUGAUAUUUUCUUGGUAUGGGGUGUUUGUCGGUCCUCUUCGUUUUUCUUCUUGGUUGGGUGAUCUUCUUGUUUUCUCUUCUUACUUUGGGAGGGAGUACAUAUGUAUAUUUUCUCACUUGUACACACGCACUCACCGACCGACUGUCCCACUCAACGGAAGCUAUAUAUCUAUGCAAUCCAAAUGAAAAGGAGGUUCUUUUCGUUCAUGACGUGUGUAUAUCAAUACUUUGCAUUAACGUCUUUCUAAUCAUGUCUUUCCAUGUCAUGACUCCGAUAGAGGACACAAAGCACGGAAUACAUGUGUAAUGAUUCAAUAAGCUUGGUAUUUUAUGAACAAGAAUGAUGAAAUGUAAGAUCUCACGACAAUUGUAGGACGUCAAUCACGAUUUCGUAAUACGGAUCAACAACUAGGAAUUUUUUCUUCUACUUGGUGCAAGUCACGACAAUAAAUUUCGAAUGAUGACUACAUACCGAGUAACGUGCAGAACCAAGCAUCUGAAGGAUAGGUAAAAUAGUACAAGUGAGUGAAUGGCCGUUAUCUGCAUCUUAAUUAUACACAUCAGAGUUACAUUGUAGCCACAUCUCUUGGGACAGUGGAGGUGAUUGAAAUAUAUUUCUUGGUCCACACAAAUGUAAUCUCCAAGCGAGCUAAAAC
This is a messenger RNA of Periconia digitata, 4524 nucleotides long. The record is from the annotation of a GenBank genome assembly. NCBI's taxonomy places the organism in Eukaryota, Fungi, Ascomycota, Dothideomycetes, Pleosporales, Periconiaceae.